AUGAGCUUAACGAAGGGUAUAACGGUGGACAUCGCCACGCCCGACUUCGGCCUUCGAGAUGGACCCAACACGAUCGGGAUGAAGGCAACGCCGUGUACACGUUGCCAUCUCCCACGAAUUCCUCUCAACCAGGACUUUAAACAAUGUCCAGACUGCAGAAAUAAAGCGCGUCUCGCAUGCGAAACAUAUAGAAAGAGAAAGCUGUCGGAUAAGCGGGGCCGAGUCACUUUGAAUCAGGGCAAUUCAACCCCCCAGAAUCGGACAGACACGCAGCCGAGCACGAAACUCUUGAAACGACCUCUGGAGGGCAAGGACAGCGAGAAGGCGGCGAAGAGGAGUCGGCAUUCGACUGCUGAAGGGGGGGUCAAUGCGAAAGAUUGGGUACAGAAUGUUCCCUCAACCUCAUCGAGUACGAGGACCGUCUCAACAACUCCCGCCGGUUCUUCUAACCAUCGCCAAUACCAGGCAGGCUCUCCUGAAGGCGGAGUAAACUCAAAAUAUCGGGUGCAGGAUUCAUCCUCAUCAACUACGCGGACCAUCUCAAGAACCUUAGCGGGCCCAUCCAACCACCCCCAAUACCAAGCGAGCGUUACUAAAGGCAGAGUUAACACGAAUGACCGGGCGAAGGAUGUUUCCUCAUCCUCAUCGACUACGAAGGCAAUUUCAAGGACCCUCGCCGGUCCACCUACCCAUCCCCAAAACCAGAUCCCCCAGGGCCCUCCCCUCACUAUGCCUCCCCGUAAUCCAUAUUUGCAUGGUGAACAUGUAGUCAGUCGUUUUGCUCGUAAUCCCGCGGGUGGAUUCAUCUAA
Laccaria bicolor S238N-H82 is the source of this 810-nucleotide messenger RNA. RefSeq lists its product as uncharacterized. The coding region runs from base 1 to 810 and encodes 269 amino acids. The record is from RefSeq and is a predicted model, not a curated record. The transcript is spliced from 5 exons. NCBI's taxonomy places the organism in Eukaryota, Fungi, Basidiomycota, Agaricomycetes, Agaricales, Hydnangiaceae.